UUCCUUUUGUUUUUUUGGUGUAGUACGGUGUUUGAGGAAGCAACCCCAAACAGCCUCCCGCGCGGGCUCUUUCUCUCUGAUUGGAUACUUCUGCCAUAGUUAGGGUACGAUAAUAUAUCACUGAUAAUCACAUCAGUUUGAUCAACUUGGAAACGCUUUAAUUCUUCCAAACCUCUUCACCCAUAUCUCUAGACUAGAAGCUAAUUCAUCAAAGCAAUGAAGAAAAGCAGCAAUAAUAACUCCGAUAAGGGUCGGACUUUACCCGUCGACCCAAAUCUCCCCCGCUAUCUCUGCCAAAACUGCCAUAAUUCCUUUUGCGUAGUUGGCGUUGAUUCUUAUGCUGACAAGCUCUUCGGCGCCGACUCCUCCUCCUCUUCAUCUCGCUCUGCUAUGCAGGGUUCUUCUAUCCAUGGAGCUGGCAGUGUAACAGGGUCUACACGUAUGGAGAAUUCAUUUGUUGUGUUACCCAAGCAAAAAAAUCAUGGGGUGGGGGUUCCUUCUCGCACUCGAGGAGUAACCAAUCCACCCGAUUCAAGCCAGUUUGGUAGGGCAAUGGAAGAGUCUUUUGUGGUGUUGCCUCCACCAGCCGCUUCAGUGUAUCAGUAUGCGAGUGCAUCUGAUGGAACUGGAACCAAUCUGCCAUCACAAGAAGAUGGACCUACCAGUACCCCUACUCAACCAAAUAAUUCAGGCUUUAAUUCCACUAUCACCAUCCUAAAACGUGCCUUUGACAUUGCCACAACACAAACCCAGAUUGAGCAGCCUUUAUGUCUUGAAUGCAUGAGAGUGUUAUCUGAUAAACUUGAUAAGGAGGUUGAAGAUGUUAACAGGGAUAUAAAAGCAUACGAAGCUUGUCUUCAGAGAUUGGAGGGUGAGGCAAGAAAUGUUCUUACUGAGGCUGAUUUUUUGAAGGAGAAACUAAAGAUAGAAGAAGAAGAACGGCAACUUGAAGCAGCAAUAGAAGAAACAGAGAAGCAAUGUGCAGAAGUAACUGCUGAGCUAAAGGAACUUGAACUAAAAUCUUCCCGCUUUAAGGAAUUGGAGGAAAAGUAUUGGCUAGAAUUCAACAACUUUCAGUUUCAGUUGAUCUCUCAUCAGGAGGAGAGAGAUGCAAUUUUGGCUAAGACUGAAGUCUCGCAAGCUCAUUUAGAGUUGUUGAAGAGGACAAAUGUACUUAAUGAUGCCUUCCCAAUUGGACACGAUGGUGAAUUUGGAACAAUUAAUAACUUUCGCUUGGGAAGACUUCCUAAAAUUCCAGUUGAAUGGGAUGAGAUAAAUGCUGCAUGGGGCCAAGCUUGCUUACUUCUCCAUACGAUGGCUCAAUAUUUUCGACCAAAGUUUCCAUACCAGAUAAAGAUUCUUCCCAUGGGAAGUUACCCUCGAAUCAUGGACACCAACAACCAUACUUAUGAGCUCUUUGGUCCAGUAAACCUUUUCUGGAGCACACGCUAUGACAAAGCAAUGACCUUGUUUUUGAAUUGCCUCAAGGAGUUUGCUGAGUUUGCCAAUGCUAAAGAUAGAGAGAAUAAUAUUCCUCCUGAGAAACGUUUUAGGCUUCCCUACAAGAUCGAAAACGACAAAGUAGAAAAUUGCUCCAUCACUCAAAGCUUUAACAAACAGGAGAAUUGGACCAAAGCUCUCAAGUACACCCUCUGUAACUUGAAAUGGGUGCUAUACUGGUUUGUAGGGAACACAAAUUUCCAACCUCUUUCAGCCCCCGUCUCAUCUCAAUCGGAAGUUCCAGCUGCUGCAACUUCGAUGUACAACAAAAAACCCACUGAUGCCAAAUAAUACGAUUCUAUCUAUAACUAACCAUAUUGUAUUUAGAUAAAUACAGCAACAGGAAGGCCAUCCUGUCCAGUUCAAAAUUUGUAAUUAUAUACUUCACAAUCUACCCAUCAUGGGCUUCUUUAACUAGGGGACUUGAAAAUAGUUCAUUCUUAUUGCAUGUUAACAG
Molecule: messenger RNA, 1957 nt
Organism: Ipomoea nil (Japanese morning glory)
Lineage: Eukaryota; Viridiplantae; Streptophyta; Magnoliopsida; Solanales; Convolvulaceae
Product: beclin-1-like protein
Exons: 9
Coding region: 217-1791 (524 amino acids)
Biological process (GO): autophagy; cellular response to nitrogen starvation; autophagosome assembly
Cellular component (GO): phagophore assembly site; phosphatidylinositol 3-kinase complex, class III, type I; phosphatidylinositol 3-kinase complex, class III, type II
Source: RefSeq, a predicted model, not a curated record